CUCAUCUGUGGAAACGUCAAACGUAUUGUACCAUGUCAGGAAGAGGCAAAGGAGGUAAGGGACUCGGUAAAGGAGGCGCCAAGCGCCAUCGCAAGGUUCUCCGUGAUAACAUCCAGGGUAUUACUAAGCCCGCCAUCCGCCGUCUGGCACGCCGCGGUGGCGUGAAGCGUAUUUCAGGCUUGAUCUACGAAGAGACCCGUGGUGUACUGAAGGUGUUCCUGGAGAAUGUCAUCCGUGAUGCCGUGACUUACACCGAACACGCUAAAAGAAAGACCGUGACCGCCAUGGACGUGGUCUACGCUCUGAAGCGCCAGGGACGUACUCUGUACGGCUUCGGCGGCUAAAACAUCAAGUACAAGUACCGAGGAUCAAUACAAAGGCUCUUUUAAGAGCCACCCACAUGUUACGUAUUAGACAUGCUUCCAUAAUACAGGUGUUCGGUGUCUAAAUUGAUCAACCCUUUAAAGUGAGUUGUGUAUCUAGAACGCAUCCGAGGUGACUAAUUCAAAAUGAACAACUGAGUUGACUGGCCUGGUUUCGUCCCCCAGUUUUUGGCGCACUUUUAAUUUCAAUGCAAUACCAGUCUAGGCUAGAAAUCCAUCUAAGGCUAAUAAAGCACCAACUAUACUGAAACGUUCGAUUUAUAUUUCGGUGGUCAUUGCGGAUCCGAAGCAUUUGAGCAAAGGGUAUUGUAAAGGGAUCAUUACUCACGCUUCAACUGAGGCUACUUGGGCUAUAACAUGUAUAAAUGGGUUAUCUUAGCCGGACAGGUUUUACCGAGAUGCAAUGGGUUCAAAUCACCCGGUACUGUCCGUCACUUUAGAUAGUAGCAUCUGCUCAAUGAAUGCUUUAUUAAAACAGUUGUAGAAAACAUUGACUCAAGCCUGGAUGCAUGGGGGUUUGCAUUGUACUGCAACUUAACAAAGCUUCUGACGUCAAUAACCACGUGUUUCGGGUUCAACUAGGCGGUAAACUGCCCAGAGAUUUCGUCGUAACUUCCGAGCUUGAUCCCUUGAAGUGUAAAAGGUACUUCGAAGUGUAAAAUGGUUUCAAAUAUAUCCUUUGAGUAAUCCUGACUGUCAGUUUAUGAUUACUGAAGGAUAAGAGGGGUCGGUAAAUCCCACGCACGCGCAGUAGAUUUCAGAAUAUCUUGCAAAAUUCACUUCCCAGCUGUGUGCUGCGACUAGCAGGAGGCGUGCCUUAAAAUGUGCAUGUCUCCCGGUACAUAAACCGGGUAGCCAACCAGCCCUCAUCAUUCGUUUCUGAGAAGCAACGACAACUGACAAUGCCUGAACCAGCAAAGCCCGCGCCCAAGAAGGGCUCCAAGAAAGCCGUUUCUAAGACCGCCGUAAAGGGCGGGAAGAAGCGCAGAAAGUCUAGGAAGGAGAGCUACGCCAUCUACGUGUACAAGGUACUGAAACAGGUCCACCCCGACACCGGCAUCUCAUCCAAGGCUAUGGGAAUCAUGAAUUCCUUCGUCAACGAUAUUUUCGAGCGGUACAUACAAAUACAAUACAAAAAAUAUAAAAUAGUACAUUAUGACAUGGAAAUAG
This is a messenger RNA of Hypomesus transpacificus, 1553 nucleotides long. RefSeq names its product histone H4. Gene Ontology annotation, molecular function: structural constituent of chromatin; protein heterodimerization activity; DNA binding. Lineage: Eukaryota; Metazoa; Chordata; Actinopteri; Osmeriformes; Osmeridae. The record is from RefSeq and is a predicted model, not a curated record. Gene Ontology annotation, biological process: nucleosome assembly. Gene Ontology annotation, cellular component: nucleosome. Bases 33 to 344 code for a protein of 103 amino acids. The transcript has a single exon.